AUGUUCAAUGGGACAGAGGGUAAGUUUUUAUAUUCUUUUCUUGUUUAUUUAGGUAGUUGUUGUGUUGGAUAACUGUUUUUUACUGUUUGGAAUCUAACGUUACAAAUUUUAUUUUAUAUUUUGUAAGCUUUUUUUUGUAAUUGUUACCUAUUUAUACAUUUAAAGUACUCAAUUCAGUGUUUGAGUGCGUUAUUUAACGUUUUGACAACUGUAUAUUUUUAGGUAUUGAAAAGCUGCGCAACCUGCAAGCCAAAUUGUUACGGAAUUCUGAUGAAUAUGCUAAUAUAGCGUCAACAACGGAAGUUCUCAACAAGUUUAUUAAAGAAGACACUGACAUUGAAUGCUCAACCGAGUCUGAGAAUUACUUUUUCGUUCCUUUGGAUAAGAAGCUGUUAUUGUUUUUUAAGAUUUGCUUAUGGAUUAAUCGUAACACGUAUGCGACAAAAGUAAUUUGUUUUAUCUUACUUACAGUAGUUUCAUUUACUUUUUAUAGUAAUUAUUUUUUCAAUCAACUGUUUUUAGAUGAGUCCAUUCCAACAAAAAUCUUUUCUCUGGAGUUGGCAGGCAGCCUAUAGGCGUCUACGAGGAAGCUUUAUAUUUUUUUCAAAUUGAUCAUACUUGGGCUUUUAGAUUAUAUAGUGUUACUAAUGUUGAUGGAGUAAUCGAUUGGAAGCUGGUAACGACGUAAGUUGUAUAAUUUUCUUUGUUUAAAUCAUUUUAGAAAUUUAGUGAGUUAGCUCCUAUAUUGAAGUUUUAAAGUUUUUUGUCUCCUUCAAAUAUUAUUUUUAUAGGACAAUCCAUGGCUUGCUCAACUUUAUUAAUAAAUUGAAACGCCUUGGGCCAGUCGAUGAGAAAAUACCGGUUAAAGAGUUGGAAAAGUUGGGUGUAGUUGACAAACGGUUUUGCAAACUGCGUGACGAUAAGUACAUGUAUAUUAGUUUUCCUGUUCUAGACGUACCUCGAAGAGUACAGAAGGCACAAGGAAAGCAUAAGAACUGGUAAGUUAAAGAAUCAAAAAGAGUUUUAUUUAUACGAAAUGAUUUAAUUAGUCGUUUUCCGAGUAUUAUAGUAUAACCUUUUCAGUGUGCAGGCAUUGCAUAAAGAAGCCACCCUUAUUUCGACAAAUGCUAAGCGCACUUCAACAGACGGACAUCUAGGAAUUCCGAAUGAUAACAACAUACAGAAGGAUGAGAAAGACAAGGCAAGGGAGCAAGAAAAGGACGAGGCAAAGCCUAACCAUAGGGGGAAAUUAGUCAAUGAUAACGACAAAAAGAAGGAAGAGAAAGGCAAGGAAAGCGAGCAAGAAAAGGACCAGACGAAGCCAAACCUUAGGAGGAGGUGAGUUAAAAAAUUAAAAAAGGAUUGAUUUACAGAAAAUUACUUUAUUAGAAGUUUUUUGAAUCCAGUGGGUAUCAUAGUAGGACAUGUUUUUAGUAUGAGAUUGUCAUUGCAAAAAGAAGCCGCUGUUAUGUCAACAUGUGUCAAGCGCACUUCAACAGGCAGUCAUCAAGGAACUCAAAAUGACGUAAAGAAUAAAGAUAAAGGCAUGGAAAGCGAGCAAAAAGAAGACGAUUCACAGCCAAAGCAUAGGUGGAGGUUAGUUAAGCAAUUAAAAAGGAUUUAUUUAUAAAAAAAUAUUCUUUUAAAGUUUCUAAACUUAUUGAAAAAAUGUAUAUUUUAGUGUGAUCUCGCCGUCAUGUCACAACAAAAACGCCAACUUGGCGUCGAGUUCAAAAGAGAUAAAGCCGAAGAAGCGAAGAAGCAGUGCACUAAAUCGUAACUGUAAGAAGUGCAACGAAGAAGGUGGCUUGGAUGAUAUGAAUUGUUGUACAUCUUGCCGUGAACAGUUCCAUACUUCGUGUGUUGUCAUUGAAGAAAAGACUGGCAAGUGUCCUGAUUGUUACAAGAAAACAGAAGAAGAAAAAGGUAAGGAAAACGAGAAAGAAGAGGACGGGACUAGGAAAAAACGUAGGAAGACGUAAGUAUUCUAAUUAGGAUUUUUUAUAAAGUAUUUCAAAGUAUAAUGUAUUAGUUAUUUUAAUUCAGAGAAUAAAAGUUUGUUUAGUAUAGAAACACCUUCAGUCGGACCUGUUGACAAAGAAGAGAAAGACGAGGAAACAGAGGAAAGCGAAGACGAGACAAAAGGAGAAGUGGACAACACGUAAGUUGAGGAAUUAAAAAGGUAUUCAUUACAAAAGGAUAUUAUUUAUAUUAAAGUAUUAAAAUGUUUUUAUGCAUUUUAAUUUAAAAACAAUGACAUUUUUUUAGUUUGAAACUACCUUCUGAUGAAUUCUCUAACCCAACAAAGCCCGUGAAUAGACCUUUCUUUAAAAAAGGUGUCACAUAUUAUUGUGAGGAGUGCGAAGAACCAGGGCAUGUUAAAACUAUGGUGGUAUGCGAGGAGUGUUAUGGAUACUACCAUUUGGUUUGUGUGGGCAGUGAUGGAAAGCUACGUGAUUUUUUGUGUCAGUAUUGCAAUCCAGAAGCGGCAAAACUUAAAGUGCGAAGACUAUUUGGAGUAAACAAAACAUUCAGAAAAUGCUGGCUUUGCAAGGGAAGCGGUACGUCAUAUAAUUUACGCGUCACCGGUACUGCCGAUAUGAAUAUUUGUGUACAGUGUGGUAAACGAUUUCAUCUUACAUGUUCUGAUACCAAGUGGAAGACUCAUGGGUGGGUGUGUCACGAAUGCGAUAACAAGUUACUGAUCGACCGUCUGACAUUGGUCUACAUGAAGCUUCGAAAACGGCUCGUGGUGAAAAAAGACCAGUGUUACAACUUCUUUGACGAUGAGGUACAAUGCCGAAGAAAGAUGAAUGUAAUUGGUAAAUCACUUUGUGACAAGAUGGAAGUUCAAGAAAAGAAGGAUGUAACUGCAGAAUCUGAAGUGCCCGAUGCUACAGAAGGACAGGAAAACGUGGAUAUACCUGGAGAAUCUGAUUUACGUAAAGAAGACCAAGAAAACGUGGUUAGAACAGAUGAAGUUGUUCUUGGUUAUGAGGAAAACCAGGAAAACAUGGACGUGACUGGACUUUAUUAUGAGCCAGGAGAAGAAAACGUCGAUGUAACUACAGAGUCAGCUUCUGAGAUUCAAGAAUAUCAGGAAAACAUGGAGAUGGAUGGAGAACCAGGAGAUCUUUAUAAGACAAUGUGCCAGGUAUCAUAG
Molecule: messenger RNA, 3163 nt
Organism: Bursaphelenchus okinawaensis
Lineage: Eukaryota; Metazoa; Nematoda; Chromadorea; Rhabditida; Aphelenchoididae
Source: the annotation of a GenBank genome assembly